Gekko japonicus is the source of this 1653-nucleotide messenger RNA. RefSeq names its product toll-like receptor 2 type-2. Bases 154 to 1479 code for a protein of 441 amino acids. Gene Ontology annotation, cellular component: external side of plasma membrane; lipopolysaccharide receptor complex; membrane raft. Gene Ontology annotation, molecular function: protein binding; lipopolysaccharide binding. Lineage: Eukaryota; Metazoa; Chordata; Lepidosauria; Squamata; Gekkonidae. The transcript has 2 exons. The record is from RefSeq and is a predicted model, not a curated record. Gene Ontology annotation, biological process: lipopolysaccharide-mediated signaling pathway; positive regulation of type II interferon production; positive regulation of non-canonical NF-kappaB signal transduction.
AGCUCCCCCAGUUCCAGAAAGAAGAGCCCGCCCUGCAAGAUCAAGGGAGCGAACCUUCUCUUCAGACAGAACGCCUUGGAAGCAGAAGGCACCCAGCCCUCUCUGAGGCAGGAAAAGAUCCUGAAAGCCGGAGCAGGAGAUAGGCUUGGUAUCAUGUGCAGAACGCAGGCCUUUGUGUCCCUCCUUCUCCUGGGACUGAAACUCCCCAAGGCGAAAGGCAACUGUGUUUUUUUUGAGUCUGAAAAACUCUGCGUCUGUUCACUGCUUGAGGAGUCAGAGACGCAAGACAUUUUUGAAUGCUUGCAAGCCACCACAUACGAGCUUCGAGGUGGAAACCUGGAACAAUUUGCCAUCUUUUCAGGAAGGGUGCCAUCUCUGUACAUUAUCGAUAUCGUCAAGGCCCUGCCGGUCAGCAAGCUCAUCUUUACAGACCUCGCCAUACCAGAGGUUCUAUUGCCAGGCGCCCUGGAAAUCGCUUCCCAUCCUCCUCUGCUCUCAGAAAUCGAAUUUGUAAACUGCACGUUCCUUAGGACAGCCGGCCAGCAUUACACGGUUAGGCCUCCCCCGCUGCAGGUUUCUUCUCUGCGUUUCCACAAAGUGACCGCUGAGUCCCUGGCUGACAGGCGCAACGACUUGACCGGCCUGACAAGAUGGCUGGAGAUCCUGGAGACGCUGACGCUCACCGAAUCACAGGUCACCUCCAUCCCGUGCAAAAUCGGCCAGCUGUUCACUGGGCUGCGUUUCCUUGACGUUUCGGGAAACCAUUUCCAGGACGAGAGCAUCAGGUCCUCUUUCUGCCAGGGAGCUUUCCCAGAACUCCGGGUGUUAAAACUCCACCACAACCGGCUGACCUCUUACGACGCUGUGUGCGAGACAGUUGCCCCCCUCGACGUGCUCGCUCAUUUAGACCUCAGUCAGAAUGAUUUCCCGCCUGGUUUCUCGCCCUCCUCCGAGUGCACGUGGCCUCAGUCCCUUCGCGUUCUCAACCUGUCCAGCACAGGGCUAGAGCGCGUGGAAUGGCCUCUGCCACCCAACCUGGAGACCUUAGACCUGAGCGCCAACAGCAUCUUGACCCUUGACCUCUCACUCCCUGCCCUGAAGGAACUCUACCUGUCCAAUAACAGUCUGCAGGCAGUCCCCUCCGUCAAGAAUCUCCCUCGUCUGGAAGCCCUCAGUGUCGAUCGAAACCAGAUCUCACAUCUGCCUGGCCAGAGCCUGCUGCAGCUGAAGCACCUGCAGAUCUUGAAAGCUGGCCACAAUCUCUAUAACUGCUCUUGCCCUUACACCCGGGAACUCCAGGACUUGGCACGCAAGCUGUCCUCACUGGCCAACUGGCCUCAUGACUACAUCUGCCAAUCCCCUCCUCAGUCCCGGGACUUCCUGGUUACACUGCAGUGCAACCAAGCUCCGGCCAGUCAUGGCUCCAUGGUCAUCUUGCUGUCCAGUCUUCACCUGGCUCUUUGCCUGUUUCUGACCUGACGACCAUCAGACAUUUCUUUAGAUCAGUUCUAAAAUACUGCAAGUGGCCGAGUUACCAAGCAUACAGAACAGGGCAUUUUUGAAAAGAAAAUUUGGAACUGCACACUGGUAGGAGAUUGGAAUUCAUGCACAUAGCACUCCCUGCUGCAAUAUGCCAAAUGCUUUGUGACCUAG